Labrus mixtus (cuckoo wrasse) is the source of this 1588-nucleotide messenger RNA. RefSeq names its product proteinase-activated receptor 3. Gene Ontology annotation, biological process: thrombin-activated receptor signaling pathway; blood coagulation; phospholipase C-activating G protein-coupled receptor signaling pathway. Lineage: Eukaryota; Metazoa; Chordata; Actinopteri; Labriformes; Labridae. Gene Ontology annotation, molecular function: thrombin-activated receptor activity. The transcript has 2 exons. The record is from RefSeq and is a predicted model, not a curated record. Gene Ontology annotation, cellular component: membrane. Bases 60 to 1196 code for a protein of 378 amino acids.
GAGAGAGCGAGAGAGAGAUUUGACACUCAGAGUUUACUAACUGUUAACCGAUAAGAGCAAUGGGGCGACAUCUUUUAUUUCUCCUUGUUUUGGUCCUCUGUCUGAGUGUUACACUUCAAAAGAAAGGGAAAAAGAAGAAUAAAGGGCACAGGAAGAAUGAGAUUUCUGUCGUCGAGCCCAGAACUUUUAAAGGCAAGCCGGACCAUCAGGGCAUAUUUAUUGUCGUCCUAAACGGGACUCAGGCUCCCGUCUCAUCUCACUCCCCUCCAGCACUGCGGUCUCUAAGCAACAGCACAAAGGAGUACCUCCUUGGCGCUCUGAGCACGCGGAUCAUCCCCGUCGUUUACGUUCUAGUCGUCACUGUCGGGGUCCCGGCCAAUGUCGGCAUCUUGUGCAUGCUCGCCACCAAAAUCAGAAAAGUGUCGUCGGCCAUCCUCUACAGCAGCCUGGCGGUCUCAGACCUCUUCCUCCUCCUCUCCCUAUUCUUCAAGGCUCACUACCAUCUCCAUGGAAACCACUGGGUGCUCGGGGAGGCCGCCUGUCGAAUGGUCACGGCCUGUUUCUAUGGCAACCUGUACUGCUCGGCCCAGACGCUGGCCUGCAUCAGCGUCAAGCGCUACCUGGCCGUGGUGCACCCGUUCAUGUACAAAAGACUCCCCAAGAGGAUGUACACGGCGUGUGUCAGCCUCGCCGUGUGGGGGGUGUUUGGCGCCGCGGUUGUCCCUGAACUCCUCGUGCAGCAAAGCUAUUGGCUCCCCGAGGUGGGCCGCAAAACCUGCCACGAUGUCCUACCUCUGGACUACGACUCCCAUGUCUACCUGCUUUACUACAACCUGUGUUUAACCUUUUUUGGCCUCCUGGUUCCUCUCGUGGUGACGGUCAUUUGCUUCGCCCGGAUAAUCUGCGAGCUGCAGCGAUCGCACAACGAUUGGGCGACGUACAUCAAGGCCAGCUCUCUGGUGUUUGGCAUCUUCCUGCUGUGUUUCACCCCCGCUGGAGUGCUGCACUUCCUCCACUACGUGCGGCUAUUUGCGGAUGGAACGGAAAGUUUGUACGUCUAUUUUCAAGCAGCGGUGUGUCUGUGCUGCGUCCACGCCUGCCUUGACCCCUUCCUCUUUCUGCUCAUGUCCAAGUCUGCAGGAUCCAGCCUCUACUUCAGGCCUUUUAAAGGCAAAACGUUGAGCAUUUCUUUGUGAGAAAGGCCUAUAACUGCGACCAAAAAAACUGGCUUUGAUUUAGAGUUUGCAGCAGAUGAAGAGGGGGGGGGGGGGGGUUCUCUUUGGCUGGAAUCCAAAAGAGAAAGCAAAAAGACCUUUUAAGUAUUUAUGAAAAACAAGCAAUAUGCAGACAUCUUGCUGAAGUGAGCGUGAAUCUGUGACAGAGAGAGGGAGUCCUACGAUGGUUAUCGCGAUGCAAUGUAAAUACUUGUACAUAAAUAUUGAAGAUACUGAUUUAUAAUAAUGAGAAGUCUUCCUGGUGAAGCAUUUGUGUUUGACAUGUAUAGCUGACAGUGAGUAAACUAUGCCUUUCUGUAUUCCUCUUAUUACAUGUUAAGCUGGGAUGUCUGCUGAUUAAAAAAUACUCCAAA